AAAAAAAUAUUAAUUAAAAUUACAUUUCUAAUUUUGUUUUUAACCUCUACGUGCCGUUAGAGUUAUGAUUAUUAUUCACCAAUGAGAAUGCUCGAAAAUCUCAGGGAAAUUCCCCUACUUUCCCGCCAACAUAUGAAAAGUAGCUUUGUAAUUCCUUCAUAGAGGUUUCGGAAGUCUACGUAUUUUCUUGAUGUCGUCCUCAAAAUACAAACACAUGAAUUAUUUUUAAAGUGUGGAUAACCGAAGCGAAGAAAUAACGAAGGGGGAAAUCAAGAUCUUUAGGAAUUUUCCGAAAUUUUGUUUUUAUUUAAAUACAGAUUGCUGUAUCGCCAGUUUGUCUUGUAAACUUUCGACUUGCUUAAAUAUAUUUAUAUAUAAAUAUAUUUAAGGUGUUUGGAGAGAAAGGAUACACAAAAUGGAUGGUAAUUGUUUGGAAGUUUUUGUGGCGCCGACUGAUAUUACCAGCAACAAUAACAGUAGCACUGAUGCUGACAUCACAAUCAUCGCCAACAACAUGACAGAUAAACUUUCACCCAAGCUGAAUCCAAGCAUGGCCACAAAAAAGAAACUGACACAAGCUCGUUUGUCAUUCAAACCAUUGGAUGCCAAGCCCAACAAGCCUGUAACUGCCUCCAAGAAACGCAAGCUGUCUGACCAAGAUACUAGUCUGAGUAAAACUGCCAAGAUUCAAAAGGCAAAUAUCGAAAAUAAAAUAAAACCUCACAAUAAUAUUACAAAUAAUAAUGGUAUUAAUAACAACAACAACACUAACAAUAAUAGUGACAGUAGUAGUAUUAGUAAUGUUAAUAAAAAUAAUAGUAGUAGUAUUGCCGAGAUGGAGGUGUGCGAUGAGGUUAUUUCCAGUUCUGGCUCAAGUAGUGUCGCGACACCAAUGCAACAGACUGUGAAAUCUCACACGUUGGACAAGUUCUUCUCGUCGAGAAACGUCCAAGAUGAGAUUAUUUCCAGUUCCACCAAUGACGUCAUCGAUUUGACCAGAUCUGACGGGGAUGACAACAUCAGCGAGAAAUGUGAAGAGAAUAUAGAAAAAGAAAACAAACUGAGCAGUAACUUCAACGAAGACGCUAACUUUGCAUUGCUUACGGACCCCCAAGCUAAGCCAAAGUCAAGCCUCGGCAAUGCAAAGAGCAGCGUUCUCAAAGAGAAAUUCGAUCAGGUUGUGGGACGAUCAGGCUGUGAAGUGAAAGUCUUUCUGCCCGACCUUGCACUUUGCGACAUGUCUGUCUGUUCGUCUCCUGCCGACAGCAAGCUGAUCAACUCUGCGCUCUCGGGCUCUAGUUGCAAGUCGCCUCUGUCCAGUUCUUCCAAGUCCCCGAAGCAAUGCGCAAAGUCGCUGGUGCUGCCGACAUCCGCAGAACAGAAGGACGACGACGAUGACUCCAGUUCAGAGCUUGACCUCUCCACAUGUGCCACUCCCUGCAAUGAGGAGUCUUCCACUACUUGCUCCGUGGCCAGUCACUCGGAUGAGGACGUCACACCAAUGGAAAACAAAGAGAAACCAAACCCGUUGGCAAGUACUCCAAAAACUGCACAGGUGAAACAAAAGCGACGACGAAUUGAUCCGAUGAGGCAGAAAAUCAAAGAGGAGAGGGAAAAGGAACGAUUGAAGCGGAAAGAGGAAAAAGAAAACGAACGACUGCAGAAACUACAACAACGUAAAGAAGAUAAGGAGAGGAAAUCUCUAGAACGGCAACAUCUAAAGAUGCAGAAAGAUAAAGAGCGUUCGGAGAAGGAGAAACAGCGAGAGAUGGAACGACUGGGGAAAGAAAAACUGAAAGAUGAACUGCGUCGUAAGAAGCAAGAUAUGAUUGAAAACCAGUUUUGCAACACGAUUUCAGGCUGUCUCACUGUUGCAGUAUCUUGGGCAGAUGUCUCCAACUAUAUAACUCUAUAUAACCUUAUCUUGGUUAUAUUGUCAUCUCAUUUGUUUCAGAUGAGGAAACAACAGAGGAGAAAAGCUGCUUUCCAGAAUUAUUUUGUACAGAAACCCAAGAAUAAACCAGUUGCUAAGCCAAAGGAGCAUUCUGGCAUGUUUAUGCCAUUUGAGGUGAAGAAAGACAUGCGCAUGGCACCGGCAGACAGACGAUCUCUUUCCAAAGAAUCCAUGGACGAAUUGGAUGAAAUUAUGAAAACUCAGGAUCACCAGCCUUUGUAUCAAACUGAGUUGAAAUCUAAUGGCUUCACACCCAGAAGAUCUGGGAAGACCUGGCCAAGGGAAGGUGACCAGGAUGAUGAUAUUUCACACGAAGAUGAUGUUGUGAAGAAGGUGACUUAUCAUGUCAAACUGUUACAGUUUCACACCAACUACCGUCCUCCUUAUUAUGGCACCUGGAGGAAAUCCAGCAAUGUCUUGUCUGCCAAAAAUCCAUGGAAGAAAGAUACGGCACUUUUUGAUUAUGAAGUUGAUAGCGAUGAUGAAUGGGAAGAAGAAGAACCAGGAGAAAGUUUAUCCUCAUCGGAGGAAGAGGAAGAGAAAGACGACAAAGAAGAUGAUGAAGAUGAAGAAGAUGGCUGGAUGGUACCUCAUGGCUAUUUGUCUGAAGGGGAAGGCUGUGUUGAAGAUGAUGAGGUGACCCCUGAAAUAUUGAAGGCCCGCCGAGCUGCCAAUGCUGAAAAAUGGGAGAGCCAGAGAAACCAGCAAGGUCUGCCUCACAAACCAGAAUACAUUGGCUGUAUAUGGGAUGGAUCUGCAAAGAAUGAUGCUAAUAUAUUCAAUGAAUACAGGGUGACCAUCAUAAAUGGAGAAAUGCCAAUUGCUACAUCCCAUAAUAGAGCCCUGAAAGAAGUGGAUCCGACGGAGAACAAGUCUGGGAAUAACCUGAAGAAACGUGUUGUUCCAGAAGAAGCUCUUCCAGAUUUGAUCAAGUUUGUCCACGGAAGUCGUACCGGCAUCAAGAAGCUCGUCGUUGAAUUCCAAUCUUACUGGAACACGAAACAUGCUAAUAUGGUUGCCAAAGUGGCCCAAGAGGAGUCAAAGACGGAAUCAAGCAGCGACAUCACACCUGGCACCCCAGGCGAAAAAAGCGAUGUCUGUAAACAGAACAGCACUCCCAACACGUCUGUGACCGAAACAGAUGCUCCGGAAGAAAACUCUAUCAUCUCGAAACGCCAGCUAGAAAAGAAGAUAUUAGUGAUAGCGGUGAGAGAAAAAAGGGUUGAUUACUCCAAGAUAUGCUGGUAUGUUCACAAUGAUAUUAGGAAACAAUAUGGCCUUGAAGAUUUGCCACUGAAGGACAAAACAUCUGAGAUAAAAGCUCAAGAAGAACAGAUGGCAGCAGCUGCCAUUUUGCAGUCAACGAAGAUUUCCUUACAGUCAUUACCAACGACCCUUGAAGCAAAAACACCAAAUGGUAAAGGCGGAAGUAAUGACAAGCCUCUUGCUCGUCCUGCACCUAGUGACCAGAUGUCCAUACUAAGCUUUGCCCAGACAUCUGAUAAAUUGAGCUCUGUCCGAACUGUUGCUGCUGUAGCCGACAGUGUCAGCUGCAGCAAUAGUAGUAGUAGCAGCAACAACAACAGCAACAAUGGUGAUAAUGUUGUUAUAAACGAUAUCAAAGAUAAUGCUAAAUCACCCGCUAAGAAGCCUUUACCUCGUGACCAGAUGUCCAUCUUGAAUUUCACAAAGGCAGCUCCACAGAGUUCAGAAAAAACUGCUCUGCCGAGUACGGUAAAAGCAGAGCAGCAGAGAAGGGAGAAAUCUGUGUCUUUGAAGAACGCAGACAGCAGCUCGAUGUGUGACAGUGUCAUCGUUAUAGACGACUCUGAGGAUUAUAACAACAGUGAAUCCAAAACAAAUACUGAUAGUAAGAGUGUGGAACUGAAGACUAACGGCGAAAGUAAGAAUAUUGAAAUGAAAGAGGCAAGAGGCGAAGGUGGCAACGUUAAUGAUAUGAAACCAAGCACCAAAUGUGACAGCAGUAUAACGAAACUAAGUGUCAAUGGGGAUUGCAAUGAUGUAAGGCCAAGCAGCACUUCUGAAAGUAUUGAGGGCAAACCGGGAUGUGUAAAUUUAGAGCCAGUGAAGGGACCCAUGGAGGACGAAAUAACUCCCGAUUUCAAAAUGUCGGUAAACCCACAGACAUCGACAAAUAUCUUGCCUGCUACAGAUCAUUCCGUUUCCCCGCAGAAUUGUAGUUCUACCGACGUGGAGAUGGUUGAGGAACCAAAAUCAACCACUGGGUGAAGGGGCUUUAAAAAAUUUUUUUAAAAAAUGGAAAACAAUGAAAAGGAGAAACACAAAAAAAACCUGAAACAACUAUAUAUAUUUAAAAUAAAUAUUUAAAUUAGAAGGAAACACUUGUGACAUGAAGAACACAUAUGCACGCACGCACACACAAAAAGAAAGUCCUCUACACAGAACAGAAAUCCCAAAUGGCCAUUCCAUCUUGAUUUGUUACUUCAGACCAACUUGUAAAUAAUUAUAAAGAUUUUUGGUUAUGGAACUCCAAGAAA
This is a messenger RNA of Octopus bimaculoides (California two-spot octopus), 4473 nucleotides long. RefSeq lists its product as uncharacterized. The record is from RefSeq and is a predicted model, not a curated record. Gene Ontology annotation, biological process: nucleosome assembly. NCBI's taxonomy places the organism in Eukaryota, Metazoa, Mollusca, Cephalopoda, Octopoda, Octopodidae. Gene Ontology annotation, cellular component: nucleus; CAF-1 complex.